This is a messenger RNA of Papaver somniferum (opium poppy), 2133 nucleotides long. RefSeq lists its product as uncharacterized. Bases 1 to 2133 code for a protein of 710 amino acids. Gene Ontology annotation, molecular function: RNA-DNA hybrid ribonuclease activity; nucleic acid binding. The transcript has a single exon. The record is from RefSeq and is a predicted model, not a curated record. Lineage: Eukaryota; Viridiplantae; Streptophyta; Magnoliopsida; Ranunculales; Papaveraceae.
AUGCAGAGAGGAAGAAACAUAUUCAUGGAGUUAAGCCGGCUCGAAAUGGUCCUUCAAUAUCACAUUUGUUUUUUUGCUGAUGAUAUCUUAUUAUUUCUUAGGGCAGAUAAAUUUGAACUCAAGUAUGCCCAAGACCUUUUAUUGAGAUUUAGUCGAGCUUCUGGUCAGAUUGUAAACCCUCUGAAAAUUGGCAUUACUUUUAGUAAAAGUAUCUCUAGGUGUCGACAAAACGAUAUAGCUGACUUACUUCAAAUGAAAACUAUGAAACUUUCUGAUAGAUACUUAGGUGUACCGUUGUUUUUGAAUAGAUCUAAAGUUCUUAGUUUUCAGCCACUUAUAGAUCAAAUGCAACGUAAGCUAGAUGGCUGGAAGGAAAAACUCAUUCCUCAGGCGAGGAGAGCUGUUCAGAUUCAGGCGGUUUUAAAUUCUGUAGCUUUGUAUCAAAUGUCGUGUUUCCCCAUACCGAAUGCUACUAUUAGGAAACUGAAUACUCUACAGCGUCGCUAUUGGUGGGGACAUCAUCCAAAUCAGAAAGGUUUAAACCCUAGAGCUUGGAAUAAAAUUUUUUUACCCAAUAGAUUUGGGGGUUUAGAGUUCAAAAAUUUGGAAAAAUUCAAUUUGGCUCUUUUAGCCAAAAUGGCUUGGAGACUAGUUACUCAGCCUGAUCUUUUGUCGUCUAGAGUUAUCAAAUCUAAGUACUUCCCAAAGCAUAAACCUUUGCAUGCUAUUCUUAGGAGGAAGGGUACUUGGAUAUGGAACGACAUCUGUAAAGGUCUUAAGAUUGUCAAGCAAUAUCACAUAUGGGAGGUUGUUUCGGGAGAAGAUAUCAGCAUUUGGCAAGACAGAUGGAUUGAAUCUGAAUCUCAGUUUCUUCAAAAGCCUACUGAUUACCAUUUGCAAGAUUAUAACCAAGUUUCUCAACUGAUUGAUCACUACAAUAAUGAAUGGGAUGAUUCAGCUUUAGCUGAACUGUUUAGUCAAGAUCAAAUUGAUAUCAUUCAUAAGAUUAGAAUUCCUGCAACAGGCACUGAUGCAAUUAAAUGGUCUUUAACAACAUCUGGGCAUUUUACAACCAAAUCAACAUAUUCAGCUUUACUUAAGGCUCAAUGUAACUCUUCACAGCAAGAGCAACGACAAUGGCUUAGGGUUUGGCAUUUGAAUGUUUUUCCUAAAUUUAAAUUCUUCAUUUGGAAGUGUCUUCAUGAUAUAUUGCCUUUCAAAUCUUAUUUAUAUAGAUUUGGAGUUGUCUCUGACAUGUUGUGUCCUCUAUGUGGUUUGGCUGAUAAAACUUUAGAUCAUCUUUUCUAUCAUUGUGAUUUUGCCCGAGCAGUAUGGUUUGAUCUUUGCCCACAGGUGUUUUCUGCCCUUGCCUGUUUUCAUAGCCUCAGAUAUUGGAUAAUGCAUUGGUUUUCUUCUAAGCUUACCUCUGAUUUAAAUGAUCUUUAUAGAAUUUAUAUUAUAGUCAUGUGGCAGAUUUGGAAGGCUAGGUGCAAAGCCAGUUUUGAAAAUGUGCAACAAAAUCCUUUAAUAGUUAUACAACGUAUUAACUCUCAGUUGCAAUAUCUGCAGCAAACUUCCAUUUUUUACCAGCAUUUAGCAAAAACUUCCUGUACUGUUCCAACUAAUUUGAAUCGUUUUCUUUUGAAGGCUAAAGAUUUGGCUCAACUUAGUGAUUAUUCACUAAUUUUCGGGGAUGCUUCUAUGAGAAAUUCCUCCUUUAUUGCAGGUUGUGGAGCUGUCUGGUAUAAACCCAACGGAAUCUUUGAAAAAGCAAAAUGUUGGACCAUUAAUGCAUCUUCGGUGAUCGCUGCUGAAGCACAGGCCAUCACUCAUGCUAUGGAGUGGGCUCAGCAAAAACAACUGCAGCGUAUCAUUGUCGUCUCUGACAACCAAGCUCUGGUGAAUGCUAUAAAUGGUGCAGCAUGUUACAUUUGUUGGACCCACAUUUCCUAUGUAACUAAUUGUAAAAAUGACAUGUCGUCUUUUCAUAGUCCGUAUUGUAAAUAUGUCCCUAGGAAACUUAAUAGAGCAGCAGAUGCUCUGGCUAGGUUAGCUCGGAAGUCUAAUGUAAUUAAAGAAUGGGAAUUGCAGCCUCCUAACACUAUAUCACUAUUCCCCUUUUGUAACUUUUAA